GGAACACCAGCUGGUCGUGUCUUCCUCGGAAGACAUCAAGCCUCCGCCGGCUGCACAUCUAGGAAAGCCUACCGUCGUCGUAGACGUCAUACCGCCCACGUACACCAGCCCGCCAGUCGCCAAAACCGAAUCUAUCAAAGAGACUCCGGCUAUGUCGACGGGCAGCACGGCGACGAGCAGCGGGAACGACCAGAGCAUCCGGCGCUACCGGACCGCCUUCACCCGCGAGCAGCUGGCGCGGCUCGAGAAGGAGUUCUACAAGGAGAACUACGUGUCCAGGCCACGCCGCUGCGAGCUCGCCUCACAGCUCAACUUACCAGAGUCCACUAUCAAGGUGUGGUUCCAGAACCGGCGCAUGAAGGACAAGCGGCAGCGCAUGGCGAUGGCAUGGCCGUACGCGGUGUACACGGACCCCACGCUGGCGGCGAGCCUGCUGCAGGCGGCCAUGUACGUGCCGUGCCCGCCGUACUACCCACAGCCGCGCUACGCCUACCCGUACCCCAGCCCGAGCCCGAGCCCCAGCCCCGCGCAGCCGCAGCGCCAGGACGACUGCGACGGCUCGCCCAGCUGCAGAUGCGGCAUCGUGAACUGCGUGGCGGCGAGUUCGCUGCCCACGGCGUCGCCGUCGCCUUCGCCGCUUCUGUCGCCGCCGCUGUUCGCGACUGGCGCGGCUGUGGCUGGCGCGGCUGCUGGCGCCGGCUCCACGCAGCUGGCGCGCCAGCCUCCCAAGCUGUUCCAGCCCUACAAGAGUGACGUCACGCCGCACGCCGACCGCGACCGCGACCGCACGUAAGGCGCGGGAACCAGCGCGGCGUCUCGCGGCGCGUGUGUGAUAAGGACACUCAGGGCAGCUUCUCUGGCAAAUUCCUAGACGUAGCUCGGACCUGCUGCUGGAAAAUACUGCCCGCUUGGCUGGUUGAGAGUAUGGUAUUUGUUGUGGACUGCAAAGAUUUUACCGAAGAGUAUUCUACCAAAGCAAUGAUUCGAUUCCUAAUGGACUGUAAUUAUCUGUUGGAAUGACGUCACUGUAGAAGGGUGGUAGCUGAUCGGAACUCAGUUUCAACCAUAAAGGAAAAACGUUCUAUCUGCUUUUUGAGGUUUCCUUCAAGAUUAUAUUUCCAUCGUGGAACCAGUGAGUCAUUUACCCAUUUCCUUUAUUUCUACAGUAUGUACGCUUGCAACAAGGCUCAACAGUCUAACCACAAAGUUUUCCUCUGGAAAGCUGGAGGAUCACAUCUCUGAAGAUGUUGUGCAUCCAUUUUUGUGAAAUUCUCAAUGUAGGAGUCGUAGGUCCAACUGGUCAAAGACGGAACUCGUACGUUAAGUAUAGCAAAAGCGCCCCGCUUACCGAAUUUCGCGUUACUCUGAAGACCCCUUGCACUGAAAUGAGUACUACUGCUGGUCCAACUCGUACGACAGAUGUCAGUCAACGGUUAGAUACAUUCCAGCGUUUCAGUUUCUCUCGAACAUCUAACAUAGGAGUGGCAAUAGAUGGUAUUCUAUGCGCAGCAGCUUCACACUAUAAUAAGUAUUUAAAUCUUCCACAAUUCGGUGGGCUCGGGAAGCGGUAGACGUCUGCUGAAGUGUGAUGAACUGUUGGCAGACUAAUUCUUCAACAGUGCUUUUUGGGCCAUUUUUGAUGCUUAGCAGUUGCCAAUAACGAACACUAAAUGGUUUCCUAGGACAGCAAAAUGUUUGUCCCACUUUGCUCCAGUUUGUUAGAAAGUUGUGCGCGUGUUCAUGAUACAACACUGCUACUGAAAUACGCUUAUUGGAAAGAAAUCUAUGAAAAACAGGUUUCUUGUUGUUCUACUGUCGCUACGAUCCUGUGUGUUAAACUGCCUCGUCUAAACAUAAACCGUGCACAGAAAAAUACGUGGUGUUUUAUCUCCUGCUGAAUGUCUUUCUUACCAUUAGGGAAGCUUUGCUUCGCUAGGCUCACACGGUAUAGUAUUGUGUACCUUCAUGUGGAUUCUUUCUGUUCAAGUUUACCUUACAAAGGACUUCUUCGUAUAAUAGUUCCGUUGAAAUAUAUGUAAGAAUUUGUAACAUAUGUUUAUACGCUUAUAUUUUAUAUGGUAAGCAAGGGGUGAUGAGGAUACAAUCACGCCUAUAUA
Molecule: messenger RNA, 2117 nt
Organism: Schistocerca americana (American grasshopper)
Lineage: Eukaryota; Metazoa; Arthropoda; Insecta; Orthoptera; Acrididae
Gene: eve
Product: homeobox even-skipped homolog protein 2
Exons: 4
Coding region: 152-793 (213 amino acids)
Biological process (GO): regulation of transcription by RNA polymerase II
Cellular component (GO): nucleus
Molecular function (GO): DNA-binding transcription factor activity, RNA polymerase II-specific; RNA polymerase II cis-regulatory region sequence-specific DNA binding
Source: RefSeq, a predicted model, not a curated record